AUGGCGGACCAGUCUCAUUUACCCACCGCGGCGACCGAGACCAGCGCCAUGCCCGAGGCCACGCGCAGAGCCGCUCGUCGCAGCUCACCAGUUCCAAAAGCAGCGCCAGCUACUCCCGCAGAUGAUCAAGCAGAGCUCGCGGCACAAAAGGCGACGGUCGCUGCCAUUCAGCACGCAGAGGAGGCCCUCACCUCUGCCCCGCCGUUUGCCUUUACUCCUCGCCUCGACUCUUUUGAAGUGGAGCCCGAUGGCGUGUACGUCUUUCGUCCCACCUUGGCUGAGAUGAAAGAUUUCAGCGAGUAUGUUCGCUUCAUGGAGCUGGUGGGGGCCCACCGCGAAGGCAUCGCCAAGGUGAUUGCGCCUUCUGACUACUGUCCUCGAAAGAGCGGUUAUGACCUCGACGGGCCGGUGGGCGACUUUGUCGUGCGCAGUCCCAUCAAGCAAGUCAGCUUCGGCUCAAAAGGCCUGUAUUUUGUUGAAAAUCAAGUGGUUCCGCGAAUGUCGGCGCGAAAGUUCGCCGCCAAAGCCAGCAAGACAGGGCCCCCUGCCAAGGCCAAGGAUAACCCAUGCGCCAUUGAGCGAGCCUUCUGGCGUUCCAUCGGGUUUGCCCCGGCCAUCUACGGCGCCGAUGUGGAGGGUAGCUUGACAGAUGAUGAUGCCCAAGGAUGGCGCGUCGCCAAUCUUGGCACCAUCUUGGACACUGUGACAGACCGGGAGGGUCGAAAACUACCUGGCGUCAAUACGGCCUACUUGUACUUUGGCAUGUGGAAGGCCAUGUUUUGCUGGCAUACAGAGGACAUGGACCUUUACAGUAUCAACUACAUUCAUACUGGCGCACCCAAGCAGUGGUAUGCCAUCUCCCCGGACCACGCAGGUGACUUUGAGCGUUUGGCCCAUCGGGAGUUUGCGACAGAUUAUCACAAUUGUCGCAACUUUUUGCGGCACAAGACCUCCGUCAUCUCACCAGCCAUUCUCCAGGCCAGCGGCGUACCCAUGGCCAAGACAGUGCAUCGGGCCGGUGAAUUCAUCAUCACGUUUCCUCGUGCCUACCACGCCGGCUUCAAUCAUGGCUUUAACAUUGCCGAAUCAACCAAUUUUGCAACAAAUCGAUGGGUUGACUUUGGUAUGACGGCGGAACCCUGUUUGUGUCGCGAGGACACGGUUCGCAUCAACAUGGAUCCCUUUGUGGAGCGCUUCCGUCCGGCCAUCUGGCAGGAGCGGUUGCAGGCGCAAGCUCGUCUCCGCGCCGCUCGCGAGGCCGAACUGGCCAGGCUUCGGGCAGAGGAAGAGGCAGCAGCAGCUGCUGCUCGUGCCAAAGCCGAGGUCAAAGCUCAGGCCAAGGCCGAAGCCCGGCGUGCGCGAGCCGCGGCUGCUGUGACCACCACCAAAACGACAGAACCAAAGCCCAAGAAAGUAAAACGAUCAACGCCUCCGCCUCGCGCGCCUCGACCACCCAUCACCACGAUCGCCGAAAAGACGUUUGCUCUUGAGGUGGCCCAGAACCGGGAGGCAGCGGCGCGCAGUGAUGGACAGGUCAACUGUGCUGUUUGUCAGCAAAGUGGGACUCUGACCACACAGGCAGAGCCCGUUCUGGGCGCUACGGCGGCACAUUGCCACAUGAUGCGGGUGCAGGGCCACAGGCAUUUGCCGAUUGAGCGAGCUACCGCCGCAACUACCCCAAUACCCUUGUACUUACAGCCCUACAUGGGAACCCAUGACGAAAUGGCAGGCGCGGAGCGUCUGGCCCCGGGCACCUUGGCCCGAUUGGCCAUGACGGACGGCAGUGUUCGCUACAGCCUUCAGCCGCAGCCAGCAACAAAUUCCUCGGGGUCCUCGCCCUCUGGUGCGGCGCCAACUCCCACGAGCUCAGCGCAUGGCUCGAUCGGCACGGGCUCGCCAUACCUGCAUGCCUCAACAGCCGUUUCCACUUCACCACACGCGCCCGCUUCAACGGCGGCCACCGACAGCGCCACGUUCGCGCCCAAUGCUACCGAAAUUCAAGCAGUGCCGGAGCCGGAUUCCUUCCAAUGUUUGCCCCCACAGCACCCGAGGCCCAUGCCAUGCUCGGCUGGCAGCUCGCAGCUCUCGCAAGACAGCACGAAUCUGUCCUCGAACGAGCGACCUGGUUGGGCAAUAACGCUGGGACACAGUAAUCCGCGCGUCUUACCGGCAGGGGCCGUGGACGAAGGACACGACGACAGUGGUCUGCGCAGCAACGAAGAUGAGGAGGAGGAGGCAUUCAAAAAUUCAACACGACCAGGCGAGCCUCAUUGCGAAUCCGUAUCGCAUGAGGACGAGCAAGAAGAAGACGAGGAUGAUGAUGUUGCCAUCAGUGAUGCUCUUCUUCGCUGCCAUUGGUGUGGUGUGGUAGUUCACCGCGAUUGUUAUGGUGUUCAGCCGCACGAACGUGCUCAAGGCUGGCGCUGUGACCGGUGCGUGGAGUCAGCCUUUGUCGUGCGCUGCGCGCUGUGUCCAAUCAUUGGCGGUGCCUUCAAGCGAGUUGUUUAUGAUGCGCGGGCCCCCCAUCCGGCGCAAGCGCCUGCGUGGGUUCAUAUGGCCUGCAUGCAGCAGGUCCUGGAGGCACACUUCGAGGACUCUGAGCGCAAGACCUUGGUUGAUUUACGAGACAUUCCCGUAUCUCGCUAUCGUUUGCGUUGCUCGCUAUGCAAUAAUGCACCGUCUCCGGCAGACUUGGGGAUCACAGACCCCAGCAUCAAGCUGUCGGCCAUGCCCUGGAUCCCAGCUAGCUCAGCAAAUCGGGGCAAGGCACUGGGGGCUUGCAUUCAAACUGUUUUGCUGCCAGGUCAAGAGAGGCCCUCCAUCCUGACGUUUUGCUUGGCUCAUGCGCCCAAGAGUGAGCCGGAACCCGUUCUGUCAGAACUUGAGAUGGGCGAACGAGUGUACGCUCGUUGGAAUGACGGUCUCUAUUAUCGGGGCAAGGUACUGCGGGCCAAGCACCAGCUAGGUUACCUGGUUCAGUUGGCGGACGGCAACAUCACCCCCGUGCUGCCCGCAGCCGUUCAACGGGUGAUGCCUGAUGGUACCACCACACCCUGCGCUGGUGACGACGCGGCACCAACACCAGACACUCCUUUGCUGGUGGCCGCCCGACAAGGCCCGGUGCCCGCCACUUUUGUGGGUGAGACACACACUAAUCGCUAUCAGGUGGCGUUUGAUGAUGGCUACAGUGCCACAUUGGAGCGCCGCUUUAUUUGUACGAGUCCAGACGCUGUGCCCACGGGCCGACUCGCACCAGGUCUCUGA
Messenger RNA from Monosiga brevicollis MX1, 3264 nucleotides. RefSeq lists its product as uncharacterized. Gene Ontology annotation, biological process: chromatin remodeling. Gene Ontology annotation, cellular component: nucleus. The record is from RefSeq and is a predicted model, not a curated record. The transcript has 18 exons. Gene Ontology annotation, molecular function: histone H3K36 demethylase activity; histone H3K9 demethylase activity. Bases 1 to 3264 code for a protein of 1087 amino acids. NCBI's taxonomy places the organism in Eukaryota, Choanoflagellata, Craspedida, Salpingoecidae.